This is a messenger RNA of Diorhabda sublineata, 4683 nucleotides long. RefSeq names its product mesencephalic astrocyte-derived neurotrophic factor homolog (gene Manf). The record is from RefSeq and is a predicted model, not a curated record. Gene Ontology annotation, biological process: neuron projection development; dopaminergic neuron differentiation. Gene Ontology annotation, cellular component: endoplasmic reticulum. Lineage: Eukaryota; Metazoa; Arthropoda; Insecta; Coleoptera; Chrysomelidae. The transcript is spliced from 4 exons. Bases 187 to 693 code for a protein of 168 amino acids.
AUAAUUUUUAAAUAAUUUAGAUUGCAUAAUUUGUACGUGGACCAAUAAGAAAACGCCACCAAGCUGUCACUGACAGAUCCUAUACCAACAUUUUUCACAAAUAGCGGAUUUAUUUUAUUAGGUGUUUUUUAAAACGUGGUACGAAUUUAUAAGUAGAAUAAUUUACACAACCAAAGGUACAAGAAAAUGGAACUACAAGCUGUUAUUUUAGUAGUUAUUAUGUCAGUUAUAGCUGUAAGUUCCCUAAAACCAAAUGAAUGUGAAGUUUGUAUCAAAACGUUAACAAAGUUUUCGGAUACAUUAGAUGACAGUACUAGAAAAGAUCCUAAAAAAAUUGAAAAUGAGUUUAGAGAGUUCUGUAAAGGCUUGAAAAAUAAAGAAAAUCGAUUUUGUUACUACUUGGGUGGUUUAGAGGAAAGUGCUACGGGAAUUCUUGGUGAAAUGUCAAAGCCCAUGUCGUGGUCGAUGCCCGCUGAAAAAAUUUGUGAAAAAUUGAAGAAAAAAGAUGCUCAAAUUUGUGAACUUCAUUAUGAUGUAGAAAUUGAUUUAAAAAAUGUUGAUCUCAAAAAACUCAAAGUAAGGGAUCUCAAAAAAAUUCUUAACGACUGGGGUGAGAAUUGUGAGGGGUGUAUUGAAAAAAGUGAAUAUUUAAGUAGGAUAGAAGAGCUAAAACCACGACACACAGAAUUGUAAAUAAAGUGAUAAUUUAGGGUAUUUUGAGUAGCAUCAACAGACUGAUGAAUUUUUUGAAAGUUGAUGUGUAUAUUCGUUUUAUCCAAGAUGCUGGAGAAUAUUGGGGGGGCAUAUGUUUGAAUAAUAAAUAGAUUUGUUCAGAAAUAUAAUGAAACUUGUAUUGUUACUUAUCCAAUUUUUACAUCAUUUAUAAUACAAAUAAAUUGGUAAUUUUCACAUAUUUUUUUCUUUAGUUGAAUUUUCAGUAAAUUAUAUUUUAUUACACAGAAAAAAUUCCACUAAUAAACUCCAACCUCAAGCAGAUGAAAGUUUAAAUCCACUCUAUUUUUUAUUUAACCCUCAUUCUUUAGUUGGCAAUAAAAUGACAUAUACAGGGUCUUCAAAAUAUCUGCUGUCAAAUUUAAACUACAGAUAAUUAAAGGGAUUUUAUGUUUAUCUAACUUUAUUUACCUUUAUCUGAAACGUCCUACCAUAGCCCUCUAUGAUUGCGCUGUUUAUAUUAUAAAAUAUUUCUCUAAAAAUCUUAACUUAAGCUUGCACAUUAUAUAAUCUUGGAUCAAUAAAUUGUUUACCAAAAAACUACGUUUUUAACGGCCAUCACGAGUAUCUAAGAGUGGAAAGGAAAAAUCUUGCAAAUUUAUUUUUCAAAAAAUUUUCCAAAAAGGCAUCAGUUGUCCCUUUCAUAUUGAUCAUUUGAGACGGCGAUAUACAACACAAGUUUAUAAUAAAUAAUUUAUCACCACAGGGUUAUACCAAUCACAAGUUUGAAGAUUCUAGGUAGCAGGUGUUUUGGAGAUAUAAUUAAAUAACUCACUUAACAGCGUCAUCUUAAAAGCGCACUAACUGUCUUAUGAGAAACUUUUACACUUUGUUUGCCUAAAGAUGGUCUGAACUAUAUUCUAAAUAUUAUUUCUUAGAAAUACACACAUAGUUUCAAGAGAAACAGGGAUACAACACUGAAUUCUAUGCAUAACUAUCGACAAUUGACUAUUUAAUAUGUUUAAAAUUAAUUUGGUACAAAACUAAACAUUUUUAACAGCUGAGUAUUUUCAAUUUACAGUAAAUUGUAUUAGGAGUAAAAUGAAGUUCAAUGAGUAGAUUAAUUUUUUUUUAAUGAAAUUGUAAAAGAUGUCAAAUUUUUUAGCAAAAUAACUGAUCCACUCAAAAAAUUGCGGAUGCUACAUAAUUUUUGUAUUUAAAAUUUGAUUCCCUUAUAAUUUUAUAAUUAUUAAAUACACCAAAUUCUCGAAACCAAUCAAUAACUCUGUGAACUGUAUGUACAUCUUGAAAGUCCCACUACUCUAGCCACACAAUAAUGCAACCUACCAUUAAGAACCAAAGCUUUAGGCACAAAAAGAUUAAUAUUUUGAAUUACUAUUUGACAGAAACUAUAAUUGGUUUUUUGGUUGUACAAAUAAUACUACAUCUUUCCGUAACCCUCAUUUUGAUAAGUUAAUUGCUAAACUUAUUACUUAAGAAACAAGUUUGCCUUUCUUAGACCCUUGUAUCUUCUACAACCAUUAAUCUAAUGUAAACAAAACAAGGACAGAAUUUUACAUAUAUACAAUUUAAAAAAUAUAUUGGAAUCUAUACUAUAAUAACAAAUUUAAAAUGAACAAACUUCAUCAAUUUUUUUGAAUGGAUCGAUUAUUAUGCAGAUCAGUAAUGAAAGCAUUCCAUAUCCAAUUUCAUUAUUUCAUUUAUUCAAACAAAUGGUUUAACAACUCUACGAUUAUUAAAUAUUGAUCAGUUUAAAUAAACAUAUUUCCAUCAUUAAAUGAAACUAUCAGUAUUUAAAAUAUUGUGUAUUUGUAAACUUUUUUCUAUUUAUUUCUGGUAGAAACUACGACAUUGUAUUCAGUUUUUGAAAUAAAAUAUUUUCCUUUAACUGUAUUUCGUUAUUGUCUCAAGAUUUCUUGAUAUAUGAAUAAAAGUUACAUGAUGAAAAAAAUUAUUUUAAAGUGGAACAAACAUAAAAAUAAUUAAAUAGAUACAAAUAAAAUAAAAUUUCAAUAUACAGAAGAAAUCCACAAUGAAUAAGAAAAUUAUAGGUAAUAAUUAGUAUAUAAGUCUAUAGCAAAGUUAAACCAGUAUUCCCGAAAUUGAAUAUCACCAUUAGAAUAGAAGUAGUUUACAGAGUAAAAUGCACUUUCCAGUAAAUAUGUUCUCAAAUUAAUGCGAGAUGCGGGAAAAGAUGAUAUUGAAUUGAUUUCAAUUGGCAAAUGAUUGUGCAUUAUUUGCAUUGUGAAAUAUUGAGCCCUAAACUAAUUCUGAAUGUAGGUAAAGGUCGUGCAACGUCCUUUAUGAAAUUGAAGAAGCGUGCUUACGAAUUAGGCAAACGGAUUCAAAGAUGAAUAAGGAAGGAAGAGUCAAAAUUUUUAAUCUUUUAAUAUCUAACAGCUCUCUUUUGUAGUUUGAAGAUUCCCUCAAAAUGAGUCGUACCACAAGUACCCCAGAAGGGAAGUGCAUUUUGGAGAUAACACUCAAUAAGGGCGUAAUAGACUGUUAAGGAGAUAAUAUCAGUUUUUUAGGAACUGAUCUCAGCGCAAAACAGGAGGAGCUUAUUUUUUUAGAAAAGGCAGCAAUAUCUAACGCCCAUUUCAAGGAAUUCUCCUUAACAAGCCUUAAGAGUGCAAUAUUUUUUUGUAUGAUAAAACUUAAGUUUUAGAAAUGUUGAGACACAAAAAAUUAGAAUCGCACCAUGAUUUGAAGGUGUUAGGACACUAGAUAUGGUCCUAUGAAGUGCCGUGAGACCAGGGUUGCUUCAAGAGAAACUAGUAUAGUCUACAUAGACAUAUUUUACCACUGAUGUCUAGAUAGGCAAUGUUUAAAACAAAAGAAACAAAAUAGGGCCUAGUACUGAGCCUUAGGACACUCCACAUUCUAUUGGCUUGCAAGGAGACAUCAUUGUAUUAACCUUUACAAACUGACUUCUGUUGGUAGAGUAUGACUUAAACCAUGCGUACUGCAAUUCGUUGAUUGAAAUUUUAUGAUUAACAUAAUCGAAAGGCCUCGAAAAAUCACCACAAAAAGUAGUUGCAGUGGAGUGGAGCUGUUUAGGCUGGUGUAGACAUAAGAGCUCUCUUUCUUAGUUUGAAAAUUCGCUCGAAUUGCAAAGGGGGGAUUUUAAUUUUUGAGGAAAGACGGUAAUAUUAACUCCCAUCUCAAGAAAUUGUUCACAACAAGCCCUAAGAAUUUUACAGAUUUAACGACGUCAAUGGUGGUGUUAUGUAACAAAAAGGCUACAAUGUAUAUUUAUAUGAUAAAACUUCAGUUUUAAAAACGUUGAGACACAGAAGCACCAUGAUUUAAGGGUGAUUAUUACAAAGAAAAUUACUUUCUUUGGAUGGUGUCUUUCAAUAUUUUUCAAAUUUGUUUAUUCUAAAGUAAAUUUGCCAUUAAGUAAUAACUAAAUUUUUAUUUAUUUUACUUAUAACUGAUAAGCUUAAUUAAUCAGUCGAACUAUUUUUGUUAAAAAAAUCUGUACAAUAAAUGCUCCAUAUUUUUAGUUUAUAUUAGUACCUAAAUAAUGUAUUUCUACAUUUUUGACUAGAUUAAAGCGCUAUAAUUCUAAGUUUUGCAGUUUUCAUAACAUACUACAACUUUGAAUAACAUUUGACUACUUUUGUUCAUUCUACAUUAGUCAUAUAGACAUAAAUAUCAAUAGACUUACUUUUGGAAUCAAUAUUAAUUAUGGCCUCUGAGCUGUACACUUCACUGAACCCGUAGGAAACUAUUUUUGCAAAUACAAACGUAUUAACGCAAUGGGCAACUUUUUUAAUAUAAAUUAUUACUAUCAAAAAAAUAUAUAGUGCCUCCUAUAUGGUAUAUUUAUUGAGAUAACUAUUGAAUUCUACAUACAUAAAACCUAAGCUGUUCAUUAUUGAAAAAUAAUACAGUGAAGUGAUAUUCAAAAGAUGAUUCCAAAUUUACUAUGUGUAUUAAAAAUAAUGUAAUACAUUUUAAAAGAGUAACUAAAAUUUGUCUAAU